AGAGAACAGGAGCAGGAGAAAGAGGCAGGGGUGAGAGUUAAAAACACGUGGGGGGGCAAAGGGGAGAACGAUCAUGGAGCUGCUCCUGUGGCUCUGGUCCCAGCUUCGAUCCUGCGGGAACAACCUCCCAACACUGGGCAUAGCCCUCACAGUCUUCGCUCUGCUAUUUGAUUUCCUGAAGCGCAGGAAGAGCUGGAGUCGCUACCCACCUGGGCCGACCUCGCUGCCUUUCAUUGGGACCAUGCUGCAGAUCGAUUUCCACAACCCGCACCGCUCCUUUACCCAGCUGAGUAAAAAAUAUGGAAAUGUCUUUAGUCUUCAGAACUGCUGGAGUAAUCUGAUAGUAGUGAAUGGAUUCAAAGCAGUAAAGGAAGCAUUGGUCCAGAAAUCAGAGGACUUUGCUGACCGACCAUACUUUCCUAUAUAUGAGCACUUGGGUUAUAGAGAGAACUUCGAAGGGGUGGUGCUUGCAAGAUAUGGUCAUGCCUGGAAGGAGCAAAGGAGAUUUGCACUCUCCACCUUGAGGAACUUUGGGAUGGGAAAGAAAUCCCUGGAGCAGCGUGUGACCGAGGAAGCUGGAUUUCUGUGCUCUGCGAUCUGUUCUGAACAAGGUCGUCCUUUUGAUCCACAUUUUCUUAUAAACAAUGCAGUUAGCAAUGUGAUCUGCUCCCUCGUCUAUAGUGAGCGCUUUGACUAUGACAAUAAGAAAUUUCAGAGGUUGCUGCAUUUGAUUGAACAGGCCUUGAACGAAGAAGCUGGAUUCCUGCCCCAGCUCCUUCUUGUAGUACCUUGGCUGCUGCGCAUCCCUGGAGUGCCACAGAGCGUCUUCCGAGCCCAAAAGGAGGUCCUGGACUUCACAGAUGAGCUUGUGAAGGAGCACAGGAUGACCUGGAAUCCUACCCAAAAGAGAGACUUCACUGAUGCUUUUCUAGAAGAGAUAGAGAAGGCUAAAGAGCAUGCGGGGAGCAGUUUCAGUGACAACAACCUUCGUUUGGUAACAGUUGACUUGUUUACCGCUGGCACUGAGACCACCUCCACCACCCUGCGCUGGGCAUUGCUGUACAUGCUUCUCCAUCCUGACAUCCAGUGUAAAGUCCAUGAGGAAAUUGAUAAGGUGAUUGGCAGGGACAGGUCACCCAAGAUGGAGGACCAAGCGAACAUGCCUUAUACCAAUGCUGUGAUCCAUGAAACUCAAUGUUAUGGGGAUAUUGUUCCUGCUGGAUUGCCUCACAUGACAUACCGGGACACCGAGCUCCAAGGCUACUUCAUUCCAAAGGGGACGACAGUCAUCACUAACUUGUCCUCGGUGCUGAAGGAUGAAACGGUUUGGGAGAAGCCGCACCAGUUCUACCCGGAGCACUUCCUGGAUGCAGAUGGGCAGUUUGUGAAGCGAGAGGCCUUCCUGCCUUUCUCUGCAGGUCGUCGUGUUUGCCUGGGGGAACAACUAGCCAGGAUGGAGCUUUUCCUCUUCUUCACCAGCCUGCUGCAGCAUUUCACCAUCAGUCUCCCUGAGGGCCAGGCCAGGCCUCGAGAGGAUGGACACUUUGCCACGACACUCACCCCACACCCCUACCAGAUCCUGGCUGUCCCAAGAUAAGUGCAGUGUUUUGCAAAGUUCUCCUCAUAUAUUUUAGGAAGGCAGUAGUGCUUAACUGAAAGAUGCUCCUACUCCGGUGGGAGAGCUUCUCCUGUCAAUAUAGUUAAUCCACCUCCCUGAGAGGCGAUAGCUGUGUUGGCAGGAGAAGCUCUGAAGACAUAGUGCUGUCUACACAGGCGUUAGGUUGGUAUAACUAUGUCGCUCAGGGGUGUGGAUUUUUCACACUCCUGAGCGACCUAGUUAUACCUAUAUAGGCCUGUAGUUUAGGCCUGGCCUUAGCAUUGUGUCUGCUUCAUUCUUUAACAGAGUCUCUUUGAGAUCCUCUGAAGUUAUGCUAUCAGCACUAUUGGCCGUUUACCCGUCAGCAUUGUGUAGAUCCCUGUUGCGUGUUGGUACAAAUAGCAAAUGUGUAACGGAAUGCUCAAGAUAGCGUGAUUACAUGUGGGUAGCAAGAGCCUGGCAGACUUGUCACUGCAACACAUAAUAUGAGCUUAUUGCAACUGUUUAAAUGGGAAAGUCGGUGCUCUGAGCCAGCAGGGUGUGGUUUGGUUUUCUAGCACUUUGCCUGGGUAUUCCUUCAGGGCCAAGCCAUUGCCUUCUCUGAGAAGAGAUUUUGAAGUACACUUCGCAUUUGCUUGUACAUGCUGCAGACAAUGCUAUUGACAGAGAUUUACCUGCAUUAUUUUAGGAGAUUUGGUAAACAAAAAUGGAUCACAUCUUCCACUGAUCUAAAGUGACUUCUGGAGCUAUGCCUAUUUGCGCCAGCUGAGGAUCUGGCCCAAUAUGUACUUUAUAGUUUAGUGUCAUUCCAGUUUUGAUCUUAUCUUUUUCUCUUUACACAAACGUAAUAUGAAGGAACCACAUGUGUACAGUGGGGUCCAAUCAUGUGUUUGUUGGAAAUACGCAUGCCAGGCAUUCCUCCAUGUACACACUGCUGCUCUGACUGGGUUCUGGCAACUGCUAAAAAAAACCUGAACAUGGGGAAUGGAACAAAAAAGCUCACAAACUAUUUAAAGGGUUAUUAUGCUAUGCCUGUACACGACACCUUCCUUCCUCCAUUACACACGUUCCUUUCACUUUCAGCCCAGAAAAGUGUUAACACAGUUUCUUUGGAAUAGAAACCUCUUAUGUUAGAGUAAAGCGACAAUGGGAGGAAUUGCCAGUAAAUUGUCUCAAAAUGUUGUGUUUUGUGCAAGAUAACCCUGUAAUUUGCCCUUGCAAAUGAUUGUUAUAAUUUGUGUAUUGAAUACAAAAUAGUAAAAUUAUGUUAAUAAAAAGAGGAAUCUUUUAUUCUUUAA
Malaclemys terrapin pileata is the source of this 2895-nucleotide messenger RNA. RefSeq names its product cytochrome P450 2D14-like. Gene Ontology annotation, cellular component: intracellular membrane-bounded organelle; cytoplasm. The transcript is spliced from 9 exons. Gene Ontology annotation, biological process: arachidonate metabolic process; xenobiotic metabolic process. NCBI's taxonomy places the organism in Eukaryota, Metazoa, Chordata, Testudines, Emydidae. Gene Ontology annotation, molecular function: oxidoreductase activity, acting on paired donors, with incorporation or reduction of molecular oxygen, reduced flavin or flavoprotein as one donor, and incorporation of one atom of oxygen; heme binding; iron ion binding. The record is from RefSeq and is a predicted model, not a curated record. The coding region runs from base 74 to 1597 and encodes 507 amino acids.